AUGAGCGAUGAUAAAAGCACUAAAGAAUCCGAGACAACGGAAGUAAAGACAGAAGGAGUGACAGCAUCAGAACCCAAAAAAGAAUCCGAAGCUUCCGUGAAAGGCGAUGAGCCCAUGACGGAAGUCAAAAAGGAGGAAGAUGCAAAAACGGCAGAAGAGGAUCGCAAGAAGAAAGAAGAAUUAAAGAAGAAAUAUGCCAACUGGCCGCUAAAAGGAAUUAAAGAUCCUCAUGAGAACGAUGUCAUGUACGGCCGAGGUGGAGGUACAAACCAUCACUCGGGAAACAAGCAAUAUCGUAAAAUGGUAGAAGACCGCAAAUUGGAAUAUGUCAAUAGCAAGCGUCUCGACAAGCCACUGGUCGCUUUGGAGAUUAUCCGUAUCUGGAGAGGUCAAGUGCCACCUGGUCGAUUUUUGAAAUUAGACGAAAAGACCGGCCUUUGGAAUGAUGUCGGCGACAAAAAGGCUAGAGAAAAGACCAGUCAAGCAUUGCGAGAAAAGGCACCUUUGAUUCGCAAGCAACAAGAAGAUGAAAAGGGCGAAGACGAAAAGAGUCCUAAGGCUGCCGAUGCCAAAGUGACACGUUUUGCAGCCGGAACAAAGACCGAAUCGAGCAAGGCAGAAAAGCCAGUUCUUGCCCGAGAUCACAGUCUUGGCCGAGAAUAUCUCCAGGAUGGAGAAGCUGUUUCGGUCGAGGGGUUUUCUUGGAGAGAUCCAUUCUUGGCGGACAGUGGCAAGCGAACACCAUCCUUUGGAUCAGCUGCUUCGCCAAUGGCGGCUCCAGCAGCUCCUGGAGCGUAUCCACCUGCUGGUCGCCACAGCAGUAGUGGCAGUUUGGGAAUUGCCCCACCCCACCAUGGUGGACCACCGCCGCCACCAGACUAUUACGGACGUGUUGGUAGUAAUCAACUCCGAGAGUAUUCCACGGGCAGAAUUGAAAGUUGGGGCUCAUUCCCUUAUCCACCUCCUCCGCCACCCCCUGCGGUCCAUGGACUCACCCAUCAACGUUCCGGAAGCUGGACCUACAAUCAAACUCCGCCUCCUGCCAUGCCAGGACACCAGCGGUCGGGGAGCUGGGGUGGACGGGAACAUUCUCUUGCUUUCAACCCUCUAAUUGGUGCUUCAGUAGCUCUUCCGGCUGACCAAAGAGCCUUCGAGCCUCGUCCUGGGCCACCACAACAAUACUGGGCUACUGGACAGUACCGAUCACCUCCACGUCAAUUGUCUCCAGCCAAUAGUACUCCAAGUCCCAAGCCAACCUACAAUGUAAAUAUGGAUAUUGCACGCACGUGGUCGGGCGGAGCAGAGGGAAAUCCCAGACCAGGCUGGGUGGACCAACAAAAUAAGCCAAUGGCGUACAGCCAACCCGUUCCAGUUCCAGGUGCCGGUGACAUUAGUCCAAUGAGAAACAAUGCCGGGUACAUGCCCAAGCCACAAAUGGUCAAGCGUGACACCUCACAUCAAGCAGAGAGUUCAGAAACCAAGCACCAGGUCAAGAGAGCGGCUCUCAACCGCGAUAAUAGUAUGGCAUCGAAUCGUCUCAAGGCACAAUACAUGCCCGAAUACUACAAUGGCCAAUUCAAUUCGGAUCAUGAAGUCAAGAAGUUGAGUGAUAACUUGGAGCAAUCGCAACUCAGUCCCAAACGGUCAGAACCUCCAGUGGCCCCCAAGCCUGAAUCUUUAAAGGAUUCCAACCGUUUGACCACUUUGGAUAUUAAUGAGCUCAUGGCCAAGCCAGAGCCUUUGUCGACCCGUACCACGACGAUGGAAGCCCUUGGCAUAGAUUUGGAAAAUGAGCCUAUGUUUGACAGCCCCAUUGAAGGUGGUUCCAAUAUUCCACGACCAAAUGUCAUGACGACUGACAAUCGAUUGACGACCACGGAAAUUUACGACCUGGUCAAUGCCGACCCGGCAGAUUUGGUCAAGGGCAGCGAUGGUCCACCUCCCUUGAAUCAAGAAAGCGUUGCUGAUAAUUGGUUGACGCAAUCAUAA
Molecule: messenger RNA, 1989 nt
Organism: Cylindrotheca closterium
Lineage: Eukaryota; Bacillariophyta; Bacillariophyceae; Bacillariales; Bacillariaceae
Source: the annotation of a GenBank genome assembly